This is a messenger RNA of Prorocentrum cordatum, 5160 nucleotides long. The record is from the annotation of a GenBank genome assembly. Lineage: Eukaryota; Dinophyceae; Prorocentrales; Prorocentraceae.
AUGGAGGAGUUGGCCCAGCGGCUGCAGGCCAUGGAGGCGCGGCAGCAGGAACUGGUGCAGGAGCUCCAGCGGCAGCAGCAGCGCGGGCAGGCCGCGGAGCAAGGCCUGCAGGCGGCGCAGGCCGAGCUCGCGCAGCUUCGUGCCGCGCCCGCGGCGGCACCGCAGCAGCCGCUACUGGAGCGCCUUGGCGGCGCGACCGUGGACACGCGGACCCUGGGGAAGCCGGCGAGCUUCUCAGGGCACCGCGAGGCGUGGCGGGAGUUCCGUUUCGUCUUCCAUGCCUUCGCCUGCGCCGCGCAUGCCAACAUGGCGGAGCUCUUCACGCGCGUGGAGGCGAUGGGAGCCAAUGUCGUGGAAGGUCAAGAUCUCGACGAGGCCACGGCCGCCUUGAGCCGCCAGCUGUAUUACAUGCUGGUGAUGACGACGACGGACGACGCUCACCUUCUCCUGCACAACGUGGAGGAGGGCAACGGCGCAGAGGCCUGGCGGGGGCUGUGCUGGGAGUACGAACCAGACGUGCGAGUCCGCCAUGGCGCAGUGCUGCACGCACUCCUGCGCCGCGAGUUCGGCAAGGACCCGAACGGCGACCUCGCGAAGGAGAUCGAGAGCUUGGAGCGGGACGUCCGGCGUUGCGAGAAUCAGAGCGGGAAGGUGCUGGACGAGGACGUCAAGAUCUCGACGUUGGUGGGCGGCAUGCAGAACACGAAGGUCCGGGAUCACCUCCUGCUCAACGCCGCUCGUCUGGACACGUUCCAGAGGCUGCGGGCGGAGGUCCUGAAUUUCGCCGUGGCCAAGCGGACGUGGGCCCAGGACGUCGACGACCCCAUGCUGAUCGGAGCCGUCAAGGACGGCAAAGGCAAGACCUCCAAGGGCAAGGGGAAGGACUCCAAAGGGAAAGGAAAGGACUCCAAGGGCAAAGCCAAGACCAAAGACACCCACAACCCCGCCUCGGGCAAGGAGUGCCACUACUGCGGGAAGCCCAACCACUUCAAGAACGAGUGCAGGAAGCUCAAGGCCGACAUCAAGGCCGGGAAGGUGGACGCGAACGGGCUCCGGCGCAGCAUCCAGCUCGUCUCCGGACGAGCCGUGGACGAUCCAUUGACGGUCAACAUGAUCCAGCCUGCUGGCAUGAUUGCUGCGGUGGGACAUGGUGGUGUCGAGCUCGCCCUGCUGGACUCCGGGUCGGGGGUCGUGGCAUGCCCUGCUGAUUAUGCACCUGAUGUUCCCAUGCUGCCUCCUCGUAGGGAUCUUCGUCCCAUGGUGAGUGCCACGAGCGAGCCCAUCAAGAACUACGGCACCAAGAACAUCACCUACGUGUUGGACAACGGGGAGGAGAUGGCUAUCACGUGGAACGUGACGAACGUGAACUGCCUGAUCCUCUCGGCCUCCGCGCUGCGGCGCGGAGGGGCGACUGUCGUGAUCGCCCCGGAGCGUGAGAUGCUCCACACUGCCAGUGGAGGCUGCGUCGACCUCGUCAUGCAGUCGGACGUGCCGUGGUUGAGGCUUCGGCGGCAGGCCCGAGGGAUCCGUGCAGCGCGCGUCCCAACGGCCAUCGAGGUAGGAGAGCCCGCGUCUGCGGCUGAGCCCGCGACUGCGGAGGAGGUGCAGCCCGCGCCUGCGGUAGGCCCCGCGGCGGCGGACGCGGCACCUGUAGAGGCCCGGGCGGCCCCCAGGGAGGCGUUACGACGCAUUCCAGCCCCCCUGGAUGCCUCUGAGGAGGCGAGGCCUCACCGAUCCGUGAAGGUCCCCAUCGGCCCCUCGGAUCACGAGAAGGAGGAGCACUACUUGACCCACAUCCCGUUUAGAUCAUGGUGCAGCUACUGCACACGGGCUGCGGCCCCUGACGAUCCUCACCAUCGGACGCGCAUGCCCGUUACGAUGCCUUUGAAGCCGAUUGUGAUGAUGGACUACACGUUCGUGACCGACCCCCCGUUCGACAUGAUGACGAUCCUGACCGUAUACGACCAGGAGCUCGGGAUGGUGUUGGCGCUGGUGGUGGACGAGAAGGGCCCCAUCGAGUACGCGAUCCGCAGCGUCACUGAGUACCUCGGGUACUGGGGUAGGAAGGCCAUCAUUUUGAGGGUCGACGGCGAGCCCGCCAUCAAGGCCCUGGCGGAGGCGAUCCGCAUCGGGCGUGCGGAUCCCACAGUCUUGGAGAUGAAGCCCCGGUACUCGCCUGAGUCCAUGGGCGGCGUCGAGAACAUGAACAAGGAGGUGAAGAACCUGCUGAGGACCAUCGUCCUGUACCUGAUGGACGUGGCGAAGGUCGAGCUGCACACUGGUCACCCGCUGGUGCCCUGGCUUGUGCGGCACUGCGGCUGGUGCAUAUGCAUGUACCGUGUGCGCGCGGACGGCCAGACGGGCUACGAGAGGUUGAAGGGCCGGCCAUACAACGGCAAGAUUGCCCUCUUCGGGGAGUGCCUGUGGUACCGGACCCCCGAUGCCUCCCGUCUUUCGUCCUUGGACGAGCGCUGGACCACGUGCAUCUGGUUGGGCAAGAGCUGGAAGACCGACGAGCACAUCAUCGUGUUGGGCAACGAAGUGCGCCUAGCCAGAUCUGUCCGCCGCAAGGCUAUAGGCAAGAGGUGGAACAAGAAGAUGCUGGAUAAGGUGCUCUGCACUCCGUGGCUUCCGCGCCUGGACGCCCAGACCCCGGCCGUCCGGCCGAAGCGCUACAUCACGAAGGCUUACCUCGACAAGUACGGCCUCACUCCCGAGUGCCCCGGCUGCACGGGGCGCACGACGGGACACAGCGACACCUGCAAGGCUCGUUUCUUGGCGAUCUGGGGGAAGGAGGAUGAGGCACUAGCAAGCAGUAGUGCCGCAGCGCCGGCGGCCUCCGCAGAGGCGCCGCAGCCGGCGGCGUCCGGCCCUCAACUCGAAGCCCCCCCGGGGCUCCCCGCACCUGCCGGAGCCGCUCCAGACGCCGACAUGGCAGCUCCGGCGGAGGAUGCGGCCCCUGCCGCUCCACCAGGGCUGGCCCCGGCAGCCUGUGACCCCGCCGUGGACGCAGAGAUGGAGGCUGCGAGCAUCGCGGCGAAGCGCGAGCGGGAGGACCUGAGCUUCCAGGAGAAGGUCGAGCUCUUCGAGAGUGGUGGCGCUGAUGCCAGCGGGCCCGCGUCUUCGAGGAGGCGCGUAAUCGGCGCUCUGCAUGUGUGCGGCCAGCCGUCCCUUGCGGAGGCCAGGAGCAUCGCAACGCCGGUGGCCUACGUGGCGACGCCAGACAUCGGCACGCAGGACGUCAAGGACCACAAGACCGGCGAGGUGCUCGACCCCGAGCUCGUGCGCGCGGGCCGCGCACGGGAUCGCCAGAACAUGCUGGACAGGUGCCUCUACGAGCGCGUGCCAAUGAAGGACGCUAGGGGCAAGAAGGUGCGCAGCAUGUGGCUCGACGAGAAGCGCGUGCAGGACGGUGAGACCACCGUCCGGUCGAGGUGCGUGGCCAUGGAGUUCAACAUGUACGACCGGCUGGACACGUACACGGCGACGCCCCCACUGAAGUUCAUCAAGUUGAUCGUCUCACGAGCUGCCUCAAUAAGACGUCCUGGCUCCAACGAGUGGACCAGGGUGCUGGGGCUCUACGACAUCGUCACAGCAUUCUGGCACGCCGACUUGCCGCUGGACGAGCCGAUCACGGUGAUCCCGCCUAGGGGCGAGGAGGUCCCGGGGAUGGUGUGGCAGAUGCUGAAGGCGAUGUAUGGCACGCGCCGUGCGUCGCAGCUGUUCCUCGAGUUUAUGGUGAAGGUCUUCGACCAGUGCGGCUACCAGGUUUUGAAAACCAGCCGCCAGAUCUUCUACUCGAGGCAGUACGACUCUUUGGCCGGUUUGUGGGGCGACGACAUCAUAGCUGAGGCGGAGAGCGAGGGCAUCGACCAUCUUGACGCCAUGAUCAGCCGGCUGUGCAACAUCAAGGUCCUCCCUCGCGUCGGACCUGGUUGCAGCCUGAUGGGCCGUUACCUCAAGCGCUACAUCUGCUACGUGCCGGGAUUCGGCUACGAGUGGAACGAGGACCCGAAACACGUUACGAUGCUCUUGGAAAGCACGGGCAAGCUCAAAGCUAAGCCCCAAGGGAGCCCAUGCAGCAAGCACAUCGGCAGGGACGAUCCGGCGAUCCUCGACGAGCUCGACGGCGAGUCGCAGACCAAGUAUCGUAGCGACACCGGUCGCGUGCUGUACGUGUCGUCCGGGCGCUUCGACAUCCAGUACUCGGCCAAGGAACUGGGCGAGCAGAUGUCCACGCCUCGCCGGCUAGGCAAUGCAAGGCUGGACCGCUGCGCGCGGUACCUCGCAGGCUGCCCGUUCUUGGCGCUCGUCUUCAAGCACGAGCCGGAGGCAGGUGGCUCUUGGAUCCCGGUCGACAGCAACUGGGCCGAGGAGCCAGACCGGUACUCGACCCACGCAGGUUGCGAGUUCGUGGGCUCGCAUUUGAUCGAGUCCUGGGUCGUGACUGACCAGGUCCGUGCCCUCUCCAGUGCGGAGGCCGAGCUUUACGGCAUCGUCGACGGUGCGGCCAGGGGUAUCAUGACCCAGAGCCUCUUCAAGGAGAUCGCGGAUCUGCGCGGUGCCGGAGCGGCAUGGUCCGUGACCGUCGGCAGCGACGCCAGCGCCGCCAUCGGCAUCAGCUCGAGGAGCGGCGUGGGGAAGACCCGCCAUAUCGCGACGCGAUGGCUCUGGGUCCAGGACGCCGUCCGGGAGAAGCAGAUCAUCCUCAAGAAGGUCCCCGGCGAGACCAACAUCGCCGACCUGGGAACGAAGGCAUUGGAGCCGAAGAGGCACCAGGAGCUCAUGAAACUGCUCCCCCUGGCAAAGCCUACGUGCCGCCGGUUCCUGGCGGUGUUGGUGGCCCUGGGAGCGGCCCCUGCAACGCAGGCCGCCCAGGAGGCGCAGGAGGAGCUGACGUGCGCGGUGAAGCCGCAGUGCGAGGACUCCAAGCUCAUCAACUAUAUGCUCGUCGCUCUUCUGACCUGGGGGCUGGUGCGCCUCUGGGACUGGGCGCGCCGACCGCGCAAGCGGAACUCCCGCGACAGCACCCGCGUCUGCGGCUCCAGGCCGCGACAGCGGAUGAGCCUCGAGGAGGCGAAUGGGAAGCAGUACUCACGCGAGGCUGCAGAUGACCCCAUCGCGGUCUUCCUCGGAGGCGUGGCGAUCCGGUGGAGGUGA